AUGUUGCUUCUACUACUCUUGUUUCAGCAGACAACGGCAGAUUUACCCCAAGCCCCCAGCAUCACCAAGAACAUCACUUCUUGCCCUGACGUGGGCUACUUCUUCCAGCGAGAUGUGAUACCAAAUGCGAUAGAGCUUGGCCCAUGUCUCCUGUGCUUCUGCAGGGACCCACAAUCAGCCGUCUGUUGGAGACGAGAGCGCAGCCGUUGUGAUACGAAAAGUUAUAAGCAUUAUGGUAUACGAGAAACGAGAGUCAAACGUAGUCCAGCGUUUACUGAUAUUUUCUUCCGAGACGCCGCAAGAGACAUUUUCGACAAGCGAAUUAGCGAACAAUGCAAGCCUUAUGAGUCGAGUUUCAGCGAAGGAUGUCCUCCAGCGGAUUGGUGUAUAGGUUGCACAGUAUGCGACUGCGACGCUAACGGACGAUGGGAUUGUCAUAUACUAAGUUUCUGCCCGAAUAAAAACGGCAAGAAACAAGAGAACAAGCAGAAAGUACCAUUCAAAAAAAGAAUUGUCAAGAGGAAUGAUAAAGGUAAUGGGAAAUCGGGUUGGACAAAAAAGGCGCCGAAUGUAAAAAGUACUAAACCUAUGAAGAAACCUAAAAAACAAUAUAAACCACCGUCUAAAAAGCCUUCAGUGAAAAAGCCAAACGCAAGAAAAAAUAAUAUGAAAAAUAACAAAAACAAGAAAAUACCUUACAUGAACAAAACUCAAAGAAAACCGAAAAAGCCAACAAAAACUAAACCGGCAAACAGAAAGUUUAUGAAUAAAAAGCCUUCUCCUCAUGAAUUAUCAAAAAAAUCCUACCGAAGUGCUCUACAGAACGUAAAACACAAAAACGAUACAUACAAGCUAGCAGAAGCAAUUGUUAAAAGAGUUAUGUCUAAAGUAGACAAAAUUAUGUCUGACAGUAAAAUGAGAAAUCAAAAUGCAGCUAAAGGUAAAGUAGUUCAAAAACGAUCAAUGCAAAAACAUUAUCACCAUAAGAAGCCAACACAAGCAAAAUCCAAGAAGGCCAAGCAAAACAAAACUAUGAAAAAAGUUAAUAAAAAACCAUGGAAUAAGAAAGUGACGUUGAAAAAGCAAACGGGAAAGCCGAGCAAGGGAAAGAGACAAAAAAGGAGCGUUACAUUAUCAGACAAUAACCACAAUGUUGUUGGGCCCACACCAACGCCAAACGAAUUGCAAAACUUCACAGAAAUAAAAUUCAUGAAAGAUGUAAUUCGUAAUUCAACCACUAUAUCGUCCCAACCAAUUAAUUAUUACAGAUAUGAUAUAAAUACUGAUGAAAAAACAUUCACAUUAAAUAAUAUCACGAGUACAACAUUCGAUGGAAACAGUAAUAUGGAAUAUAAUAAUGAUGCACGGGUCAAUUCGAGUAAUUCUGGGUGUACAAAAGGUAACACUACAAUUGGUAUGUACUUAAUGAAACCAGUAGCUUCAAAGUAUAAUGAUACCAUUUAUGAUGGAUGGGAAGAUCACAAUGAAACAUUAACAAAACAAAAUUUGAAUCAUUCAAUAAAUACAAACAAGAAAUUCAUCCAUAGAUACCAGAACAUUGCCAAGAAAACUAAUUCCCCGGGGAAUUGUAAAUUAAAAAGGAUUUUUAAAGAAUUUUUCUUCGGUCUACAUUCGAAUAAUACCGAAGAAGUUAAAGCCAAAGUGAAGAGCGUGGACAUAUUGUCCGUGCUGAAAAAUUUGUUGAAAAACAUUUUUGACAAAAAGAAAAGCAGAAGCAAGAAAUACAUAAAGGAAACAUCACAACAGAAAAAUAUUCUUAAUUCACUAUGCAAAAACUUCGGUGCAUGUCAUCCCGACUUAAAAGACAAAGCAUUGAAAUCGAAAUUGAAACAUUUGAAACAGGAGAUAUAUGAUAUUCUUAAAAUUGUCAGAAGUAUUAAAGGCUUGUUAUAUUUAUUGAACAACAAAGACAAUGUUACUUUAAAUACAUGUCAAAAGAAUGAUAUUGAGAAAUUAAAGGUAAUUUUAAGGGAACAUUACCUAAUAGAUCCAACUCUUUUUAAUGUAACGGAGACACAACGCAUUCAAGUUAAUUAUAUCAAACAAAACGCUCAGGAAUUUGUAAAGUCACUCGAAAAGUUUGCCUUCACACUGAGUGACAUUCUGAAUAUAAUAGAAAAGCAACAUAAAUAUAAGGAUAAAAAUUAUAUUAGACCUUCACGAUGUACCAAAAAUGUAACAAAACAAAACAGUGUUCAAAAAACUGAUGAUAAAAUAAAUCGAUUAAAGAAAUUGCUGCUGAGUUACAAUUUAGUUCAGAAUAGGUUUAUGUCAAAAAUGUACGAUGCUUUAUUAAGUUUACAAGGAAAUGUAAACGAUACAAAUAUCAAACAUGUAGAAAAAAAAGUAAUUAAUUCAACUGUCGACGCUUAUUCUGAAAGUGUAAUUAGAAAUCUGAAGAAACUUAAGAAUUUAAGUCAGAGAUUGAACCCUAAAAAGCGGCUGAAAAGAGAAGCAAUGGGAGAUGAAGACGCUAUUGAGUAUUUAUUAAUGCUUAUGGAAUAUUUACUUAAGCAGAAUAAGCCUGUAGAUGUGACUCCAGUAAAGGAUGGAAUUGAUUUAUUGUUAGAUGCUAUCAAAAACGCUCCUGAUAUUAAACUUUUAAGAAAUAAUGUUGCCAAAUUUAAACCAGUGCGACCAAUCCCUACGCGAACCACGGAGUCGUCAGAAAAUGAUUCGAAAACUUUAAAUACGGUUGAAAAUAAAAUAAUGAAUGGUGAUGACAAUAUUAUUAAGACCGUCGAAUCAUUUGGUGACGAUCAUGAGGAAAGUAUGAAGUUUAUUAAAAUUGACAAAUACGUUACACCUGCAUAUGAUUCAAAUGUUAACAUAUAUAAUCCCAGACAUUACAAUAUAAAAGGUGAAGAAGUAGGCGACACGUUUCCUGUAUAUAUAAGCACUAAACAAGAAUCAACGAGUAAAGGCGAUAAUUUUGAAGAUAAAUUAGUGAAAAGCAAAUACGACAUUUUUAAUGCUGAUGCCGAAGAAGAGUAUGACGGUAUAGAGGCUUCAACUAAAAAGUCAAUCACAGAGGCAAUGAAAAUUGACGACUAUAAGUUUCAAAUAGAAAUCGAUAAAGAAAAGGAAAAACUACGGCAUAAUAUUGAAACAGAUAUAAAAAUAGACAGAGAUGAAACUAAAACAACAAUCGACGCUAAUAUUAAAGACGACAGAGAACAAAUUAGCCCAAAGUUAGACUGGGUUGAAGAUACAAUGGAUCAGGAUGUUAAAAUGUCAUCUCCAGUAACCGAAUCAACAACAAAACAAACUACAGAAUCUCGUCGCACACACAAGGCUCGACUUGUUACUCGAACAAGUAAGAAACGCACGGACAAGUAUGCAAACCCAGUUAGUGGCAUGUCUAGUGAGGAAAUAGAUACGAAAAAGCAAAACAAAAAGAGCACAGAUGUCGUAAGGGUGAAGCCAAUGGAUCUCUUUAAUUCAUUGGAUUAUAAUACAGACAAAAUGGAAAUCGAGUCAGAUUCCAAGGAAGAUAAAAAUGAUGCUUUUUCUGACUUCGUAUAAAUGUAAAUGUAAUGAUAACAUAUUUCAUGAUUUGUGCAAUUUAGUUUAUGUAAAACGUCUGGGCCAAUAAU
This is a messenger RNA of Zerene cesonia (dogface butterfly), 3617 nucleotides long. RefSeq lists its product as uncharacterized. Lineage: Eukaryota; Metazoa; Arthropoda; Insecta; Lepidoptera; Pieridae. Bases 1 to 3546 code for a protein of 1181 amino acids. The record is from RefSeq and is a predicted model, not a curated record. The transcript is spliced from 8 exons.